This is a messenger RNA of Penaeus chinensis, 1430 nucleotides long. RefSeq lists its product as uncharacterized. Bases 1 to 1350 code for a protein of 449 amino acids. The record is from RefSeq and is a predicted model, not a curated record. NCBI's taxonomy places the organism in Eukaryota, Metazoa, Arthropoda, Malacostraca, Decapoda, Penaeidae. The transcript is spliced from 7 exons.
AUGGCUAGAGAUCUUAGGAACCAUUCUGUUAUAACAUGUUGCGACUCUCGUAGUGCUUUGCAAGCAAUCAAGAGCUUAACCCCAUCGCAUCCAGUGAGCAAUAUAAGGGUUCUAGAUAAGCUUAUCCAUGAAGGAAACACCAUUACCACUUAUGCUUGGGGAAAGUCCACUUUCAGACGGUCUUUGAUUUUAAAAGAAUGUGGCAAUAAGAUCCUCCGCUUUAGAAGGGAAAAUCUGUAUUUGAAUACCGCUUUCCCCAUGAAAAUCCUGUUGGCCUUUCUUCUGACUGCGGCAAUACUGUCCGUGAUCCUCAUGUCGCAGUCAACCAUCGAACUGUACAGCAAACUCACCCGACCCGAAGCAGAGACACUCUCCCAGCCCUCCCCAGUAACAAAGGCAGUCAAAGAUCCAACCUUCAUGGAAACCUGUUAUACCUACGACAACUUUACCGCCAAUAACAUCUGUUGCAAGUUGAGGAAGUACAGUGGAAGUGACAUAUAUAAAUGUACUAGAGAAUUAUUCACUAAGCAGAUAUUACAAAACCGACAAGCCGCCAACACGACCUCCAAGACCAGCUCUGUCAACGACCUUGGGAGAAUACACAUCGCCCUUGUGGGAGACUCUCACAUGAGAGACCUUUUCGUCGCGAUGGCCCAGCGCGUAGAGGGGGAGGAGCUCCUGUACACGUUCGAUUCGCAAAAUGUAACUUGGCAAAGUAUAGGAUCUCUGUUCUACCAGAUGAGAGCGAGGAACAGAAUUUUCGAAUCAGUGAGGGUACGACACCUAGGUUUUCCCUUGCAAGUGUCCUGGUAUAAGGAUGUAGAACUCAAGAAAUUCGUCACAUUAAUUAAGAAGUGGGAGACAGGUGAAGAGCCGAAGCCUUCAUUCGUUAUCACAGGCUUUGGUCUUCACUGGAUGAAGAACUUUCCCAAGCCUAUAGGAGUUCAUUACAAGAAUUUCUUCACUAAACUGGUUCCCCAUCUCUCCCGCCUCGCUACGACUGUCCCUGUCUACUUCAAACUUGUUGAUUAUGUUCUUAGAGCAUACUUCGAGAAGCGACUAUAUCCCGGAAUAAACUUGGAGGCCAUCCCAGCGUACAACAUUAUCGCACGGGAGCAAUUGCAGGGGACCGGCGUGACCCUGUGGGAUUCCACAGUACCUCUCUCGAUUGCAUACGUCCACGAGUGCUUGAGAGAGAAGAGGAUCACGCCUGUGGUUUUUACUUGGAAAUGCCAAGACGAUUGCCACCUCGGAUACGUUAUGUUGGAACAGUAUGCAGACAUGGUGUACAAUGCUGCUUGUAAUAGAUUUCUAGGUCUAGGGGAUGAAUACUGCAAUGUUAAUGGGUGAAGAGGGAUUCUUAUAAAAAAAUAUAUAUAUAUAUAUAUAUAUUGUAUAUAAAUUUAUAUGUGUAUGGGUUUGUUUGUGUG